UACCUCUUAACUAUUUCGUUCCGUGGAAUUUUCGCGAGUUCCGCUAAUAUCAAUUAUUCGAUAAGGGUGCGGAUCGCAUGCCCGGGAGAGCGCUGGCAAAGUGGCGGCGAUCUGAGCCCCGCGAGCAUGUGUGUCGGAUGAGAGGAGAUCCGGAGGCGAAGGAAAGACAACUAGUUUAUUUACAAGCUUUCAAGUGAUUUGUGUGCGACGAAGAUAUUGAAGGACAGCUACUGAAAAAGACGGAAACAAUCUCUGCGGCAGAGUUGAUUACUCAUUUGCAAUGGGUCGUAAACGUCCAAAUUGGCGUUUCAAUGAAGCACAUGUCAGUGAAGAACUCAAGAUAACUGUAGCUCUGGCUCUGAAGAAACUUAUGCAAAAUGGUGACCAAAAGGAACUGGAGUUUCCAUCAUCUCUUACCUCUGAAGAGAGGAAGUACAUCCACUUUGUGGCUCAACAGAUGGGGUUCAAAAGCAAAAGUCAAAGGAAAGGGUCCUCACGCUACCUGACAGUCUAUAAAAAGGAAGGAUCAACCAUUAUGAGCAGUGAGGCGGUGGUGGCACUGGCCGACUCAACCCGCUCUACUAUCCUAGGACUCCUGCAGCGGUGCCCUGUGACCAACAAGGAGCGGCAGGACCUUUUACCAGCAACGGAACGUGAUCGCCUCAUGAACCCUGAAUUAAGAGACUUGAGCGUCCUGCGAUCCCUGGGCCGCCUCACCCCUGGUCCACCGCAGAUCCCUCCUCCUCCAAGCCUGAGUGAUCUGACAGCUGAUGCCAGGAAGCUCCCCAUAUGGAACAUGAAGGACCAGCUCCUGGCUGCCAUCCACCACAACCAAGUCAUACUGGUGUGUGGAGAGACAGGCUCAGGAAAAACAACCCAGGUACCCCAAAUGUUACUUCAGGAAGCUUCAUCCCUUGGAAAACCUUGUCGCAUUUUCUGUACACAACCCAGGAGGAUAUCAGCCUUGACAACAGCAGAGAGAGUUGCAGCAGAACGGGGAGAGAAAGUUGGGUACACAGUAGGAUACCAGAUCAGACUGGAGAGCAAAUUGUCUCCCAAAACACUCCUGACAUUCUGUACAAAUGGUGUCCUGUUGCGGACGCUCAUGGGGGGAGACUCCUCCCUUGCUAGUGUUACUCAUAUUCUUGUGGAUGAGGUUCAUGAACGUGACAGGUUCACUGACUUCCUUCUGCUUGUCUUGCGGGACUGUCUCCACAAGUUCAGACAUCUGAAGCUCAUCCUUAUGUCAGCUGCUCUGGAUGUCAAUCUUUAUGCCAAAUACUUCAACAAUUGUCCUGUUAUCGAUGUUCCUGGAAGGUGCUACCCAGUCAAAGAAUACUUCCUGGAGGAUGUCUUAAAAUAUACCAACUACCAAACACCUGAAAUGCUGAAGGCAUAUAAAGAGCUGGAACAGAGACAGAGUGGCCAGAAGACAGCAGCAGCUUGGACACAGCAGAUGUCACAGCAGACACUAAGCUUAGGGUCCAGUGCACCUGCACCAGAACCUAGAAGCAACAUCACAAACAGUGAAUUCAGCAAGGGUUCUGGAGCUGAGCUGGAUAAUACUCUGAAAGAAGAAAUGGACAAAUGCAUUCAAGAAGCCUUCCUCACUGGUGCCGAUGAAGCAUUCUCUCAGAUGAUGUACUUAAUUAUGUCAGAAAAUGUGUCUCCAGAUUAUCAGCACUCCGAAACCUGGGCAACAGCACUCAUGGUAGCCUCUGGACGUGGUCGUGUCGACAUAGUGGAGCAGUUGCUUGCCUUAGGCUCUUCUCUCACCUUGCGUGCAGCAAACGACUGGACUGCAGCUGACUGGGCCCAGUCAACAGGACAGCAGGAGACUCUUGAUUUGCUGCAUGCCUAUAGUGCCUGUGAGGGAGUUGACUUGCUGACUAUCUCAGGCAAGGGAAUGCAAAGCAGCAGCUCCUCCUCAAAUCAUGGGAAUGUUAUCAGAGGUCCCUCAACAGUGGUGCCCCUAACUGAACUCUCGCCAGAGGAAAAGCGAAUGCUGGAUGCGUACCACCACUCACUUAUUGGUAGCAAUACUUCUUGGAAUGUUGCAGGUGCAAUCCUCAUCUUCCUGCCGGGGUACGAUGAUAUUGUCAAUCUCCGUGAUCGCAUCAUAGCUGAAGAGAAACAGUAUCUGAUUGGUGGAAAAUACUGUCUCUUUUGCCUCCACUCCAGCAUGCAGUCAAGUGACCAGAAACGUGUCUUCAAACCUUCACCAUCUGGUGUUCGCAAGAUCAUCCUCUCCACCAACAUUGCAGAAACCAGUGUCACAAUAAAUGAUGUGGUGUAUGUCAUAGAUGCUGGCAAGAUGAAGGAGGUGAGUUUUGACUCAAACCUGGGUGUGUCAUGCUUGAGGUGCGUAUGGAUAUCCCAGGCCUCAAGUCAGCAGAGGAGGGGCCGGGCUGGCAGGUGUCAGCCAGGCAUCUGCUACCACCUCUUCUCACGCAGCCGUUACAACAACAUGCAGCAUUUCCAGACCCCAGAGAUCUUGAGGACACCACUGCAGGAACUUUGUCUUCACACCAAACUUCUAGCUCCAGCCAACAUGCCUAUUGCAGAUUUUUUGGCAAGAGCACCAGAAGCACCAGCAUUUAUGGUUAUCAGAAAUGCUGUUCAGUUGCUCAAGAGCAUGGAUGCCCUAGAUGGCUGGGAGGAUGUCACAGAGUUGGGCCACCACCUGCUGGAUUUGCCGCUGCCCCCACGCUUGGCCAAAAUGGUCAUUACAGCCACAGUUCUCAAGUGCCUUGAUCCAGUACUCACUAUAGCUGCCUGCCUCUCAUACAAGGACCCCUUCAUACUACCAAAGCACCCAAAUGAAAAGAGAAGUGCAACUGCUGUACGCAGGAAGUUCACAUCAGGGACCUACAGUGACCACAUGGUCCUCCUGAAGGCAUUCCAGGCUUGGCAGAAAGCCUGUAGUGAAGGCUGGGAAAGAGGCUGGUGUGAGAGAAACUUUGUCUCUGGAGCCAAUAUGGAGAUGAUCCACGGAAUGCGGUCUCAGGUACUAGCCCAAUUGAGAGGAGCAGGAUUUGUGCGGGCUCGAGGACCUGGAGACAUUAGGGAUGUAAAUAGCAACAGUGAUAAUUGGGCCAUGGUGAAGGCAGCUCUGGUGUCAGGGAUGUACCCAAAUCUCAUCAGGGUUGACCGAGAACAGUGUCAGCUGAGAACACAGAAAGAGAGCAAGGUGCGACUCCACCCUACAUCAUCCUUACUGGACAUGGCAGGAAACAACACUGAACCUCUCAGUGCUGCCCACAGAGCCCUGGUUAGCGCUUUGGCAUCAGACUGGCUAGUGUAUGAUGAAAUGGUUCGCAUAGGAGUGGUGGCCCACGUCAAAACGGUGACCCUCGUGUCUCCCCUUACCGUUCUUUUGCUAGCAGGACCAAUGCGAUUGCCGCUUGAUGCUCUGUCUGAACCAUCAAGUCGAGGCAGUGGUGACUGCAGUAGUGACAGUGAAAGUGAAGACCGUCCCAUGGGUCUGAGUUGCCUUGUGAGAAUUGACAACUGGAUUCAGUUCUUGGGAGAUCCUCAGGCUGCACACCUUGCUCUGCAGUUGAGACACAAGUUGCAUGCAUUGAUUCUCAGGAGACUGCGUGCGCCAAACAAGCCUCUCACUCAGGCUGAUGAGGAUGUUGUUCGUGUCGUGGCAACGGCCCUGAGUCAGGAGGAGCAAGUCCUGAGCCUGGUGCAGCCCUCAGGUGUAGGCCAGCGUCCACGGCCACUUUAUCCCCACAGCCACCCCCAUGAAGGUGGAUGGUCAGGAGGCACAUCAGAAGACUCACAGUCUAGCCGUUCCUCAUCUCGCCGCACAAGUGACACAGCAACACCAACCCUUACUCCAACAACACCCCCAGCUGGCCAGCCACAUCCCUCAACAAGUCUCAAGUUCUUGGGUGGCAAUACCUCAGUCAAUAAAUCAGUGCCUCCUGGAACAAUUUCUAUGUCAAGCUCAGCUACUUCAUCUAUCAGCAGCAGUUCGAUUAAUGCCUUCCCUACGUCACAGCUUUUGCUGACAUCCAGUGCCAGUAGCAGCAUGAGUUUCCCAACUUCAGGAUCUUCAAUUCUGACUGCUCCCUCCACCCCAGGUACCAAGUCCAAUGGCAACCUGCUGUUAAAUAGCACAAGCAAAACAACUACCACCUCCCCAAGUAGCCCUCACAGCAGUUCUGGUGUGGCUCUCAAUAUGGCAAACCAAAAUGCAAGUGGGAACAGCCAUAACAUUGCUUCUGGCAGUCGGAGCUCCACGGCAACCACAUCAUGUGCUAUUGUAAGGCCCUCUUUCUCACCUAAUGUUGGGAUGGGUGGCAUGAGUAAGCCAUGCACAAAAGAUGCAAGGGGUGGCUUAGGCAGUGGCAUGGCAGAGGGUGGGAACAAUGGGGGCAAACCCAGGUUCUUCAUCAUCAAAGCUUCAUCAUAUAAGCAGCUUGAGGCAUCGCACCAUACAGGGCUUUGGGCCUUCACUCACAACACAGAAAAGAAAAUCAUACAAGCUUUUCAGAAUGGUCCAGUGAUCCUUGUAUUUACUCUUCAUCGUGGCAACCAAUUCAAUGGUUAUGCUCGAUUUAUUGGUGAAAAAUCUGAAGAAAAAUGUCCGGAUAUCACAAAUGUAGGCCCAACUCUAGGACCACUGUACAAG
Penaeus monodon (black tiger shrimp) is the source of this 4642-nucleotide messenger RNA. Its product is annotated as 3'-5' RNA helicase YTHDC2-like. Gene Ontology annotation, molecular function: RNA binding; ATP binding. The record is from RefSeq and is a predicted model, not a curated record. NCBI's taxonomy places the organism in Eukaryota, Metazoa, Arthropoda, Malacostraca, Decapoda, Penaeidae. Gene Ontology annotation, cellular component: intracellular anatomical structure.